UGUGGCGAUCACUCCACGAGCUUUACUUAGUUCGCGUAGAUUUGGUGACUGUAAUUUACAUUCUACUGUAUCACUUUUUCUAGCAACCAUGACAGCAGUGAACCCAUCUCCCAUGCGUGGAGUAACCAUUCACGGAACUGUAGCAGCUGGUCCGCAUAGCAUGAAUAGUACAAUUUACCUGACUGAAGACCAGUUAACUGUGAAAGUUCUCAGUAAAAUAUUUUGUAUGGACCCGUCAACCAUAGUAUUAAGACCGCAAAAUGACGCAAACAAAGUUGUCUACCCUCAAACUGAUGGCAUAAUGCCAAUUGAACAAUUGGUAAUAGAUCCUAAAUUGGAAUGGGUUUGCACGGGAGAGCCAGACAGAAAGAAUUUUGGUUUCAACGGAUACACUACUGUGAAGACGGUCGCUGUCGGAUUAUUGAACUCCUCCUUGUUUGCUGUACACCUGGCCAUAUGCAUUGCAUUGGGGUCGAAUCUAUACAGUCUCCAAGUUAAUUGCCCCGCGGACUCUCCAGUCCCCACGUUUGGUAUCGCCACUUUAUCCGUCUCUGUGACAUGCAUGUUAUUGCAGUUAGUUAUUUUUUGCUUGUGCUUUGUGAUUGGGAUGCACAAUAUCGAUGAGGCACAGGGUCAGAACAGUCUCACUUUUGUGGCAUUAAGGUGCUGUGCCCCAUUGCGAACGACUUUAGCGCGCUGGAAUAAGAUUAUCACAUUAUUAUGUUGCAUUGUGUUUCUUGGGAAUAUUAUCUUUCUUGUAUGCUACAUCAAUGUCGACAGCUGUGAAACUAAUACCCAAUGACCUUAAUGUCAGGAAUUCCCUCUUUCAUUGUACAUUUGUCAUCCAACAUGACUUGUUUUAUCGAUCUUCAUAAGUUUAAAUUAAUCCUAAGCUUCAGGUAAUCCUAAUCCUUAUAGUUGGUCACAAACCCUAA
Messenger RNA from Saccoglossus kowalevskii, 935 nucleotides. RefSeq lists its product as uncharacterized. The record is from RefSeq and is a predicted model, not a curated record. NCBI's taxonomy places the organism in Eukaryota, Metazoa, Hemichordata, Enteropneusta, Harrimaniidae.